AUGUUGAUGUACACCGACCCCGUCACGAACGAGAAGUUAUUCUUGCGAGCGCGUGUGGAUGCUCCUCAUGAUGUGCGCCCCCGCAAUAAGAUCCUGGGCUCGCUGUGGCAGUCCACGAUUACCUUCAUGAAAGGCAAUGGCACAUGGACUGACAAGAUGAAACUCGAAUCCAACGGGUUUCGCGGCAUUCUCUUCCUCAUCGACGGCGAAGCUGUGCAAGACCUGUACGUUGUCAGCGAGGACGCCUCGGAUAACGUUGCCACCGUCCCCGCCCUGGCAGCGCUCGAGAAGGUCGGGUUCACCGAGGCCGACGUGACGACCGCCACGGACAUUACCAGGCCCAUCAAGCGCUAG
Molecule: messenger RNA, 354 nt
Organism: Prorocentrum cordatum
Lineage: Eukaryota; Dinophyceae; Prorocentrales; Prorocentraceae
Source: the annotation of a GenBank genome assembly